Messenger RNA from Westerdykella ornata, 2580 nucleotides. Its product is annotated as RhoGAP-domain-containing protein. The record is from RefSeq and is a predicted model, not a curated record. Gene Ontology annotation, cellular component: cytoplasm. Bases 208 to 2340 code for a protein of 710 amino acids. NCBI's taxonomy places the organism in Eukaryota, Fungi, Ascomycota, Dothideomycetes, Pleosporales, Sporormiaceae. The transcript has 5 exons. Gene Ontology annotation, biological process: signal transduction; regulation of GTPase activity.
UGCACAACAUCUAUCUUAUAGAAGGCCGGAGCUUAAUCUCACGUACCAGCCUGGCCUGUUACGCUCGCUACAUCUCUGCUCGCCUGUUUCCACAGUUGGUGCCCUACGUUGGCGCGCUCCGUGUCCCUCGUUGAACAACCGCUGCGUAGCUCCCACGCCGCCCGGUGAUAUAAACCCCCUCGCAAGCACCCGGUCUCAACAACACAGAUGGCUGCCAGCGCGCCUGUCCUGCCGCCCGUAGAGGGCACCGAUACAGGCGUCAACCCCAGGUUCGACUCGCCGGCCCCCAGUGCCAAUGUCCAAGCCGAGAGCGCAGCGGCUUCACCCAUUGACGGCCUCGCCCAAGCUGGCCCCCCUCCCGACCAGAAAGAUGGGCGCACCGCGCAAGAUGCAAGAGCGCAAGAGGAGGUUCACCGAGUCCUUUACUCAGACAUUGGUGUCAAUACUCUGUUGAACCGGCUGAAGGCUAGCAUAGCCAGCGCGAGGGACUUUUCUAGCUUCCUCAAGCGUCGAGGUGCCAUGGAGGAAGAGCACGCCACCAGUCUCAAGAAACUCAGCCGCCUAACCCUCGAGAACCUCAACAAGGCGGAGGCGCGCCACGAGAGUUAUCAGCGUCAGUUUGGACUCGUCAUGCACGCCAAUGAGCGCAUGGCGGACAACGGCACUCAAUACGGUCUGGCCCUGCAUGCCAUGCACGAGAAUCUCCUGCAGCUGGCCUCGAAAAUGGACGCGAGCAGGAAGACGUGGAAACAGCAAGGCCUUGCUGCUGAGAAGAAGGUCCAUGACGCUGAGAUGCUCGCUGAAAAGGCAAAGGCCAAGUACGAUCAGCUAGCCGAAGAUCUCGACAAAGUGAAAACAGGCGAUACCGGCGCCGGCAGGAAGUUUGGCUUGAAGGGUCCCAAGUCUGCCGCCCAGCACGAAGAAGAUCUGAACCGAAAGCUCCAAGCCGCAGAUCAGGAUUACUUGAGCAAGGUGCAGACGGCGCAAGCGUAUCGCAAGGAACUUGUCGCCACUAGUCGGCCCCAAGCAGUGACUGCGCUUCUGGAUCUCAUAAAGGAGAUUGAUGCUGCUCUGACAAUGGAGAUGCAGAAGUAUGCUUCCUUUACCGAGAAACUUGCCGUGAACAACGGUCAAGUCGUCAUACCACAAAGCACCAACGGCAACAGUGCCAGUGCAGCGCCGAGCCUGAACAAGAUCAUCUACGAGAUCAACAAUGACCGAGAUUUCGACGAUUAUGUUCUGAAGCACUCGUCCAAGAUCCCCUUGAUGCGCCCCGAGAUCCAAUAUGUGAAACAUCCCACCCUUGGUCCGACACCGUCCCAGCAGAAGCCCCUUCCCACAGCAACUGGUGACCGCCGAACUUCCUUAUUGAUGCACGGAAGCCAGUUGCCACCGUCUUAUCCCACACAAACACCUAUGGACUCGGCACAGACUCUUCCUCAGCAGUAUACCACCGCCGGGGUUUCUGAACCAAUACAACCACCGAGUCAUCAAAACUCGAUGACAUCCUCCCCGAUGCCGCAACAGGCGCCGUUGUAUCCACAGCAACAACAUCCGCAACACUACGACCAACCAUACCAGCCAUUGCAACAGCCGCAGUCCCAAUAUGGGGAUGCCACCGUGUAUCCAUCGGUCGCGCAAGAUCUGUAUGGUCAGUCCGAGUACCGAGGAGUCUCGGCAGGGCAUGGCGUUGCUGAACAAACCAGCGGUGUUACCCAUCCUAACUCUGCUCAUCCAGCCAAUCCCGUGUUUGGUGUUCCAUUGAGCGAGCUGUUCAGGCGCGAUGGCUCGCCCGUUCCUCUCGUUGUUUAUCAGUGUAUACAGGCAGUAGAUCUUUUUGGUCUCGAGGUUGAGGGGAUCUACCGUAUUCCCGGCACUUCCUCACAUAUUCAGACAUUGAAAAGUUUAUUUGACAGUGGCUCCACUCAGGUUGACUUCCGCAACCCGGAAGCAUUCCAACAUGACGUGAACAGCGUUGCUGGCUUGCUGAAGCAAUUCUUCCGCGAGCUGCCCGAUCCGUUAUUGACUAGGGAGUUUUAUACAAAGUUCAUCGACGCUGCUCGGAUUGAGGACGAUACCAUGCGUCGCGACUCCAUGCAUGCCCUUAUCAACGCUUUACCGGAUCCUAAUUAUGCCACUUUGAGAGCUCUCAUGCUUCACCUGCAUCGUGUCCAGCAGGCUUCAGAGGUCAACCGCAUGAGUACUGCAAAUCUGGGAAUUUGUUGGGCACCUUCAAUCAUGGGGCCGCACAAAGGCAACAACAUGGCAGACGCCGGUCUGCAAGCCAAAGUAGUCAUCACGAUCCUAGAUAAUGUCCUUCAGAUUUUCGACGAGGAUUGAAAUGCGCCCGUAAUGGGUGUGGGCACAGUUACCACACGCAGGGUAUGCAGCCGAGGUCUUGGACAAUGGAUCAAUUCAUAGUAUAUUGGAUGUUUUGGCGGGUCGUUGAGUCUCUGAAUCUACCCGAACUUCUUGUGCGAUAUUAUGAGUUUCGGAACCCUAGGCCAGUCCCGCUGCGCCCACCUGUAUUCAAAUGGAAUUGUGCAACUACAUUCCUGUUAGCUACAUGAUCGGUAUCCC